This is a messenger RNA of Wallemia mellicola CBS 633.66, 1764 nucleotides long. Its product is annotated as WD40 repeat-like protein. Gene Ontology annotation, molecular function: transcription corepressor activity; protein binding. The coding region runs from base 1 to 1764 and encodes 587 amino acids. The transcript is spliced from 10 exons. Gene Ontology annotation, cellular component: histone deacetylase complex. Gene Ontology annotation, biological process: regulation of transcription by RNA polymerase II. The record is from RefSeq and is a predicted model, not a curated record. Lineage: Eukaryota; Fungi; Basidiomycota; Wallemiomycetes; Wallemiales; Wallemiaceae.
AUGAACUCCAAUUCAAAUGGCGAUCAAUCAACAAGUUCUACAGAUAAAAACUCGCUUAGAGCUCCAGCAAUUUCUUCACAAGAGUUGAAUCUAUUAAUCUUAUCUUAUUUACAAGAUUCAGGUUUUAAUCAUACCGCUUUCACUCUCAAUACUGAAGCUAGUCUCCCUUUGACUAAACCAACUGGACCUUUGGAACGCGGUUUACUGAUAAAGUACUUACAGAAAGGUUUAUUAUAUGAUGAAAUUGAGAAAUCUGUUCGUACCGAUGGUACCAUUGUUCCUUACGAAAGGCCCCUUAGAUUAUUAAAAGAUGUCGACGUUCAAGACUUCUCAAUAGCUGAAGCUUCAGCUCCACCGCCGCUUCCACCUGCACUCAUUGCUCCAAUGGCUAGUGAUAGACCUGCUAAUGCUCAAAUUGUUGUUGAUCCUUCUUCUCAAAUAGCAAAUUCUAAAAGAAAACAACCUGAAUCAUCCGAUGAAGCAGAUGAUGACUCUACAGUAUCAGUUGAGACUGAAAGAAAUGGCGACAAGUAUAGGAGAACUGCUAGAGAUUCCAACAAGUUCAAGGUUAAAUCUUCAGGCGCAGCAGCAACACCACCUAAACCUAAAUUUAAACCUGGUGAAGCACCUCGUGAACAAAUGAAGAAACUUACAAAGGCCGAAGCUAUUUGGUUAGAGGGUCACAUGGGUAAUGUAUAUGCAACUGCUUUCAAUCCAAAGUACAGUAAUGUUGCUGCUAGCAGCGGUGCAGAUGGUAUUCUCAAGAUAUGGACAUUACCAGCAGUUGGUAGAGAAAUGAAAGGAAAAACCCUCGAAGUUAUCGACUGCUCACAGUUGAAGGGUCCUCCUCGUAAAGGCGACGGUCGUGACAUUACUACAAUCGCAUGGAGUUCGGAUGGUGAAAUGAUUAUGACCGGCGCAUAUGAUGGUAGUGUCUGGAUAUGGACCAGAAAUGGUGAUGUCCUUAUGGAGAAGCGUGUACACAAAGGUCCUGUUUUCUCUGUAAAGUUCAACAAAGAUGGUACAAGAGCCUUGACCGCUGGUCUGGAUAAGCGUACGAUUGUCUGGGACAUUCAGACAUUCGAGAUUGAACAACAAUGGCAAUUCCAUAUGGGAUCAAUCCUCGACGCAGAUUGGCUCGACAAUGAUAUCUUAGCAACCGCAGGAGGUGACCGAAUUAUUUAUGUAUUCAAAUGUGGUGAUGCCGAGCCUAUCAAGGCACUUUUUGGACAUACUCGUGAAGUCAAUCAAGUCAGAUGGGAUCCUUCUGGAGAGUAUCUCGCGUCUGGAUCCGACGAUGCGACUAUAAGAGUAUGGAAAUUCAGUAAAGAAGAGCCAUAUGAGCGUAGACCACCACCAGACAGUGAUUGUAUACGCGUUAUGCGUGGACAUGAACGUGAAAUUGGUUGCUUAAUAUGGGCACCACAAUCUAAUUAUUUGGAUAAGCCAUUACUUCUAUCUGGAGGAAUGGACGGACAUGUUCGUCUUUGGAAUGCAGAAUCAGGAGAAUUAAUGUGGAAAUGUCGUCAUUCAAAGAAUCAUGUGUUUACAGCUGAUUUCAGUCCUGAUGGGCGUAUGUUAGCCGUUGGUGGUGCAGAUGGUAGAAUAACACUUUGGCAAUCAACGACUGGACAAAUCCAAAAGGAUUGGAUCACGAAUAAUGGAUUAUACGAUCUAAGAUGGCAAUCUCCAGAUGGCAAUAGAAUAAUAUUCGGUACCAAGAAUGAAGGUUUAGCUGUGAUUGAUGUAUCAAAACUUUCAUAG